CAUGCAGAGGAUCACGUCUUAGUUUGUCUUUCACUUGUUGUCCUACAAACCAAUGCCCUUUAACACAAACACAGACAUGCUUAUCUGGUUAAAAAAACACACAGAAAAAACAACAGCAGCCACAUGAAUAUGCAAAGUGGGAGUUGACUCAUCACUCCUGGUGUUUAAAUAUCAGAAUCUACUGCUGCUGCUUUGCCUGAUGGUUCAAACCUCUGGGAGAAAGUUCAGGAUCUGCUCUGAGCUGCAGCCAGUCAUCAAAUAUAAGAAGAUGGAAAACAGUGACAACAUCAUCCUGUUUGCUAAGGAAAUGCUGAGACAGGGGCCCAGCAGGAGCAUGCUGAAGAUCUACAUGCUCGGCUCGACUCUGGCAAUGCUCGGAAUGGUUGGAGGGCUGGUGGAAAUGGUUUUCCUGCCCUUUAUGGACAGCCAUGUCACUGAAGAGGAACAAGCCAAGUUUUUCCUGGAGAAGAAGAAGGAAAGGAAGCAGGUGUUGAAAUUGCAGUCUACCUUGGUUCAUACUGAAGCUGAAGCCAUGCUGGGAGUGGUGUUGUCUGAGGCCAAGGCCAAACAUCUGGGAACAGCUGUGCAGAGAAGCUCAGCCAACCGCCUCCAUGCUUCUUAAAAACUCCCUCGUCAAUGUAGACGGACACUGGUGGUGAAAUGCCAUAUCUAUGGUGAAGUGGUCCCUCUUAACCCAUUAAUUUAUUUAAGAUUUGAUAAACAUGCAGUUUGCCCCCACCCCCCUCCCCCUCCCCAAUGGCAAAAGGGGAAAAAGUACAGAUAGUCGAGUUCGAUACACUGAAAACUGCAGAGACAGUAAAGUCGAGCUGCUGGGCAGCAGGUUUAUAAAUACAACAUGGGAUGGAUUUGUUGGGAAAAAUGUGUGUGUGUGGUUUGGUUCUUUUUGCACUUUAAUAAACACAUUUUUAUGCGA
Molecule: messenger RNA, 934 nt
Organism: Melanotaenia boesemani (Boeseman's rainbowfish)
Lineage: Eukaryota; Metazoa; Chordata; Actinopteri; Atheriniformes; Melanotaeniidae
Gene: g0s2
Product: G0/G1 switch 2
Exons: 2
Coding region: 200-622 (140 amino acids)
Source: RefSeq, a predicted model, not a curated record